AUGAAGGGGGCGACAUCCUUGCUGCUAGCCCUCCUGGGACUUGCAGCCAGAACCACCGCCGACCCAACAUGGCCUGCAGACAUCGACGAGCUCGAGGAGAUCAUGUACCAAACCACCGGUGUUCGGUCACGAAAGUUUGCCGAUUCCGUCAACCCCUGUACGCGAGAGGUCUCUGGUGCAGGUCGCAAAAACGCCGCCGAGUGGCUAAGGACCGCCUUUCACGACAUGGCUCCUGCAAACGUAUACAGGGGAACUGGCGGCAUGGAUGCAUCUUUGCAGUAUGAGCUGGGAUCGAGCGACAACACAGGUCCAGGCUUCGGCACCACCAUGACCUUCAUGGCUCCCUAUUUGACGCGCAAGAGCAGUAUGUCAGACCUCAUCGCACUUGGCGUCUACACAUCUGUGUUGUCUUGCAAGGGCCCAUCUGUUGCCAUAAGAGCCGGCCGGAUCGAUGCAACAGGACCGAACGAUUCUGGCGCCGUUCCCACACCUGGAGACUCGACUCCAGUGUUCCUGAACCGGUUUGUUCGCAUGGGUUUCUCUACAGCAGAUAUGAUACAAAUGACCGCGUGCGGUCACACCAUCGGCGGUGUUCACUCGGCGGACCAUCCCGAUAUCGUCCCUGCUGGCCAAUUCGCAAACGAAGUUGCCACCUUCGAUACCACCGAUGCCGCGUUCGAUCCCAAAGUCAUCACCGAAUAUCUCGCCGGUACCACUCAGAACCCACUGGUCAACGUUCCCGGGACCCAGAAGGGAAAGAACUCCGACUUCAGAGUCUUUAACGCCGACAAUAACGCAACCGUAAAGGCGAUGACAGACGCCACCGUCUUCAACAACGUUUGUAAAGCCAUCUUUGAGAGAAUGGUCAAUGUCGUGCCGUCCGGCGUGACUCUGAGCGACCCCAUCCAGCCCUACCAGGUUAAGCCGGUACAAAUGCAACUUGCACUCGCCGACGUAUCAACCCUGUCACUGACGGGUGUUAUCCGUGUCCGCACGACCAACUUCCCCCUUUCGAACAUCGCCAGCCUCACUAUCAACUACAAGAAUCGGAAUGGCGGUACCGUGUGUGGAUCUGGAGCUUGUGCCUUCACCAUUACCGUUUCUGGUGCUUCCACGAACUUGGAAGAGAGCUUCGCCUGGUUUACAAUUAUGCAGAAUCAACAGAAUGGAGUCAGAAUCCCGGUCUCAUCUGGUAUCUCAUCUUUCACGGUAACGAUCAAUAUGAACGAUGGUUCCACCAAAUUCUUCGACAACAAUGGCAACGGUUAUCCCAUGCAGGACGGCAUUUUCCUUCAGACUGAUCAGAGCUGUUUGACCCAGUCCAACGGCAAUGCCACUUUCGUUGCCGCCGUCCGUAACGAUCGCAUCUCACAGCCUGUGAGCGUCAACGUCUGGUACAAAACAAAGCGUACCACCAGUGUCGUGCCACUCCUGAGCAACAUAACACUGGCCAUGACUCAGGGAGCUUGUCAAGGAGGUUAUACUUUCUUCACCGUGACGACCACCAUACCGGGUGGUGUCAGUGUUGAGUCAACAAUGGAUUUAAUCAGCGGAGACAUGGUCGAUUCUUUCAAGAAGGCCAACACCGUAGGAGGAACCUGUCAGGGGUGGUCUGGAGGUACUUCUUGCAGCAGUAUCACUGUCUCAUCUGUUGUUCCGACAAGCACUGCAAGUGCCCCCAGCCACCGUGCCACCAUGGGCGGGUACAAGUUCGUUUCUUGCUGGACCGAAGCAACAAAUGGGCGGGCUCUCAAGGGCGCGGCGUUCGCUUACGACGGCAUGACUUUGAGUAGCUGCAUGGCCAACUGCACUGGAUUCGACUACUGGGGAACGGAGUACGGACGGGAGUGCUACUGCGGCAACUCCUUGGACUCUACUAGUACUUCUGCACUCUUGGUCGACUGCAAUAUGCCCUGCUCUGGAGACUCAACUCAGUACUGUGGCGCGGGCAACAGAAUCGAGCUGUAUUCGACCACCGCCACCCGUACAAGCAGCUCGACCGCGUCUGCGACUGCUACUCUCGCCCAUAUUUCCGCCGUUGGACAGUACUCUUUGGUUGGUUGCCAGACCGAGGCCAGCAAUGGCCGCGCCCUCCAAGCAACUUCGACGGCAGCCGACGACAUGACCCUGGAGAAGUGUGCUACCUACUGCUCUGGCUACACAUACUUUGGAACCGAGUACGGUCGCGAAUGCUAUUGCGGUAAUAGCCUGCAGGAUUCUAGCAAGUCUGCUCCUAUUACCGAUUGCAACAUGAAAUGUGCUGGGAACCAAAAUCAGUAUUGCGGUGACGGAAACCGUCUUGAGUUGUACAAGCUUGGAACCUCUUCGUCUUCCUCCCAUUCUUCGAUUGCCUCGGCCACGACAACCGCAUCGAGCAGCAGUUCGGGUACUUCCAGCAGCUCCUCGAGCUCCAUCACUCCCUCAAGCACCUUUAGUGCUCUCGGUCCCAGUGGAUCUUCUUCCUCUUCCAGUGCUCCGUUCACUGGAUCGUCCACCUUCAGCACCGUGGUCUCGACAAGUAGCGCCGCAUCGUCGACUCGUAUCUCCACUUCUUCCUCCUCCGCCUCAACCUUAUCAGCCCAGGCCGUGUCAAGCUCAGCCUCCAGCAGUUCAUCGAUUCCGAGCAGCAGUUUGUCUUCGACCAGGAGCCCUGUUUCUUCUACCACAACUUCAAGCGCGACCAGCACUGUCCCUACGCUUGCCCACAAAGCGACUGUGGCCGCUUACAAUUUGACGGGCUGCUGGACAGAAGGAAAUGGCGUUCGUGCGCUGAGCCAGAACAGCUAUGCCUCCCACGACAACAUGACUCUCGAAAACUGCGCCGCCUUCUGUUCAGGUUACAAGUACUUCGGGACGGAGUAUGGGGGCGAGUGUUAUUGCGGCAACUUCCUCGCUUCGAGCAGCUCAUCAGCUCCUUUGAGGGACUGCAGCAUGACUUGCACCGGAAACCAGUACGAAUACUGCGGCGCCGGCAACAGACUCACCCUUUACACCAACAACAACGACAAGUUUACUGGCCCAAGUCAACCUGCCACCGCCGGCGUCUACUCUUUCCUCGGCUGUCGGACUGAGCCAGCCCAAGGUGGCCGUGCCCUGAGUGCGAAGGCGACGGCUUCAGACAAGAUGACCAACGAGGUGUGCGCGUCGUUUUGUGAUGGCUUCGCCUACUUUGGCACAGAAUACAGCGGCGAGUGCUAUUGCGGCUCUGCCCUGCCCGACACAUCCAUUGUGGCACCUGUCAGCGAAUGCAAUAUGCUUUGCUCGGGUAGCAGCACUGAGUACUGUGGCAGUGGCAAUCGUUUGUCUGUGUACAAGAAAUGA
This is a messenger RNA of Colletotrichum siamense, 3321 nucleotides long. RefSeq names its product WSC domain-containing protein. Gene Ontology annotation, biological process: response to oxidative stress. Gene Ontology annotation, molecular function: heme binding; peroxidase activity. The coding region runs from base 1 to 3321 and encodes 1106 amino acids. The record is from RefSeq and is a predicted model, not a curated record. Lineage: Eukaryota; Fungi; Ascomycota; Sordariomycetes; Glomerellales; Glomerellaceae. The transcript has 2 exons.